Messenger RNA from Paramecium sonneborni, 1466 nucleotides. NCBI's taxonomy places the organism in Eukaryota, Ciliophora, Oligohymenophorea, Peniculida, Parameciidae. The record is from the annotation of a GenBank genome assembly.
AUGAAAACUCUGAGGAUAAACAAUCAAUAUAUUUUAUCUAGAAAAAUUGCAUCUGGUGCAUUUGGAUUUGUAAUGCUUGGUUUUGAUCAAAAAACAGGAUAAUAAGUAGCAAUAAAAAUUGAGAAACCUGAAAAUGAACAUAUGAGAUCACUAGAAAAAGAAAUAGAAAUAAUAAAAAGAUUGGAAGGUGUUUAGGGAGUACCAAAAAUGCUUUAUUUUGGCAAAUAAGAUGAAUUUAAUGUUUUGGUUUUGCAGCUUCUUUCAAAAGAUUUAUCUUCCUUAAUAAAACAAUAAUAGAGAUUUAGCCUUAAAACAAUUUUAUAGAUUGGGAUAAAAUUAGUGGAAGUACUAGAUGAAAUCCAUUAAAAAGGGGUUUUACAUAGAGAUUUAAAACCAGAAAAUAUUAUGAUCGAUGAGAAUAACAGAUUCUACAUUAUCGAUUAUGGUAUUAGUAAGGUAUUUAUGAGAAAAAAUGGAGCACAUUUGUAAAUAUAUGAUAUAAAAAGACCUUUUAAAGAUCGAUAGCCAUUUAUUGGAACAUCUAGAUAUGCAUCUAUAGCAGCUCACAAAGGAAAUGAAUUAGGAAGAAAGGAUGAUUUAGAAUCUUUAAUUUACAUCUUGCUGUAUUUUUAUUUUGGGUAAAAAUGAAGAUUUUCAUUGUUUCAGUAAAUUACCAUGGCAAAACGUUAAGCAUAUACCAAAUGACUAAAAAAUAGUAUAGGUUGGUGAUAUUAAACAAAAGUAGACACAAGAAUUAUUUAAAAAUCUACCCGAUGAACUUAAAAAGAUUUAUGAGUAAUUUAUUUUUAAAUUUAUAGUUAUUUACGUAAACUUACAUAUGCUACAGAGCCAGAUUAUAAAUCAAUUGUUAAAUUAUUUUUAUAAGCUGCUAAAAAUUCUAAGAUAAAUAUUGAUUAUAUUUAUGAUUGGGAUGUAUAAAAUACUGCUUAAACAGAAAUUUUUUCUCGUUAUGGAACAAUUUAUUUUGAUGAUAACUUUCAGAUUGAUAAAUAUCCAUCUAAUUAAUAAAUGUAUAGAUUUCACCAAUUUGUAGCAAUAUUAAAUAGCAUCAUAUUAAUUCAAAUAAAAGAAAAACCUUUUGUCCUUCUUUAAUGAAAUAAAAUUUUGAUUAAAAUUAAAUACCAUCUGAUAAAAACUAAAGUGGUCAUAGUGGUAGUAGCAGUCCCUUUAAAAAUAUUGAUAAAUUAUGUUAAUUAUCAAGAGAUGAAAUUAGCGAAGAUACUGAAUACAUUAUUCCAGAAGAAUUCUAAUAAAAUUAGGGAUUGAGGGUGAGAACACUACCUGAUUAUUUAAAAAAACCUAAAAUUAAACAAAAAUUAACUCAAACUCUUGUUUUUGAUGAUGAUUUGGUGUUGGACUCUGAUACUCCUUUAUUGGAUAAUUAUAAAAAAUUAUAAUCUUUGAGUAAUUAAAUUACUACUGUUUUUCAUAAUAAAUAAAAGUGA